This is a messenger RNA of Triticum urartu, 931 nucleotides long. The record is from RefSeq and is a predicted model, not a curated record. Lineage: Eukaryota; Viridiplantae; Streptophyta; Magnoliopsida; Poales; Poaceae.
CGAAAAAUAUCCCUCCCCCCCCUUUCCCUCGCGUCGCCCCUCUCGGGCGGCUCGAGGGCGACAACCCUAACCCUCGCCGCUUCCCCCAUUCCUCUCCUCCCUCCUCGCCGCCGCCAGAGGCAUCCGCCGGGCAAGCCCGGGGCGUGGCCAAGGAAGGUGGCAGCGGGGCCUCCGCUGCUCCGUAUCUCCAGCGGAGGGCGUCAGGAUCCGGGGCGGCGGCCUUGUUCGGUGAGGCGUCACCGUCUCCUCGGCUGGUGGUGGCACGGGUGUGGCCCGGUGGGCUUGGCUGUGCGGGCAGCAAGCUUUCCGGCGGACGUGAUCCGCGGCGCGGCGGUGGGGCUUCUGGCCUCUUGCGGCUCCAGAUCUGGCCGCCCCUUUCCCCUUCUACUAUACUGCGUGCUCCACCACUUCAUAUCUGGACUGGGUCGAUAGGGUUCUCCGGCGCCUGGAGCUGGAUGCGGUGUUGGUGGUGUGGAGCCUUGACCGGGAGAAAUCCAUGGCGGCGGCGUCCAUGGACGCCAUUCCCCUUCUUGGAGGCACCAUUCAGGGUGAGCAACCCAUAUGUCGACGGUUCGACGCCUUUCGAGCCAGGCGAGGAGGCAGGGGCCUCCUUCGACAGUGGGAAUGGAUGGAGAUGUUGUUCCAGGGCCUUGGUUGUUUGGUGUCGACCUAUCCUAUCCUCGACAGCGAGCGCUCCCCGGAGCCCCAUUUCUUCGUCCCUGGCGAUCCUUGUGUGGACGAGGGCCUCUGCGUGCUUCGGCUUGUGUUUUUCUUGUGCUAUCUUUCUAGCUGUAGUGAGUGAGGUAUUGAGAGCUGCCUACCAGCAUCCUUGUAUCUUGCCGUUUUCUUGUGUUUUUGUUUGUUCGAGUUUGUAUUGCUAUGGUUGUAAUCCUGGCCGGUUGAUGACUUUGUUAAUUCAAAGCCGGGCUCC